AUGCGGUUCUUAACUUCACUGGUAAUCUUAGCAUGGGCAACUGCUGCCUCUCGCGAAGAGGUGACUCAUAAGGAGAACGUCUCGAUGAGGGAAGCCGCCAAAUAUGUGAAGUCACCUCGCGCUCACAAAUUGGCCAACAGCACCGACCAGGAUUUCCAUAGGGUAUUCGGAUCCGUCCAAAGUGCCUGGCAAAGGCACUCAGGCACGGGAAUGCGAACGAUAUCCUUGUCGUCUCUGGCCGAGAACUCGGACAAGGUGCAAGAAUGGCUCUCACUCCGGGAAGGGAGCGCGGCUGAUCGUGGAUCGCAGGAGUUGUGAUACCACAAGGCUUGUUGAGCAUUUCUGUA
This is a messenger RNA of Perkinsus marinus ATCC 50983, 347 nucleotides long. RefSeq lists its product as hypothetical. The record is from RefSeq and is a predicted model, not a curated record. Lineage: Eukaryota; Perkinsozoa; Perkinsida; Perkinsidae. The transcript is spliced from 3 exons. The coding region runs from base 1 to 318 and encodes 105 amino acids.